Messenger RNA from Leptosomus discolor (cuckoo roller), 395 nucleotides. The record is from RefSeq and is a predicted model, not a curated record. Lineage: Eukaryota; Metazoa; Chordata; Aves; Leptosomiformes; Leptosomidae.
GGUUUUCGCCAGGUUUCCCAGAGGACCAUAAGCACUGCUUCACGCAGGCAGUUUGAAAAUAGAGUUGCUGAGAAGCAGAAGCUUUUUCAGGAGGAUAAUGGCAUCCCAGUGCAUCUUAAAGGUGGUAUAAUGGAUGCUCUAUUGUAUAGAGUCACCAUGGGUCUUACGGUUUUUGGAACAGCCUAUGUUGUUUACGAGCUGUUUGUUGCUUCAAUGCCCAAGAAGCAGAAAUGAUUCCAGUUCAGGAUGCCUCAGUGACUAGCAUCUCUUCGUCCAAUUCCAUGUGACCAUGAUGGCAGCUUAUACUUAUUGUAAGCAGCUGGCUUAAUGCUUGGAAUCAUAAUUUAGUUGUAACAUGUUAACUGCACCUAAUAAAGCAGUUUUUACGUUGUGUU